This is a messenger RNA of Mucor mucedo, 762 nucleotides long. RefSeq lists its product as uncharacterized. Bases 94 to 567 code for a protein of 157 amino acids. The record is from RefSeq and is a predicted model, not a curated record. The transcript has a single exon. NCBI's taxonomy places the organism in Eukaryota, Fungi, Mucoromycota, Mucoromycetes, Mucorales, Mucoraceae.
GCCAGGUUUUAUUUAUAACUCUUUUAUUUAUUAUUUUUUUUUAUGGCCCUUUUUUUUGUCUUUUUUUUCUUUAUUUAAAAUAAAAAAAAAAUAAUGACUACCGUCUUGACAGAAAUAUUGGAACAAGAACAAACCAGUUCAUCUUUACUACAACUUUCAACAAAUGAUAUACCACAAAAGAUACUGGAAUCAGAGACAGAAAUAAAAAACAGAAAGGAAAAAGGAAGCGGAGGUAAUUCUGUGUUUGAUGUUUUCCUUACAUCGAUCCUAUACGCUCUUCAUUUUACAUACAUUUCAUAUAUUGCUAUCAAAACACUACAUACAUAUCUUUACAACAUUUAUAUAUCUAUUCGAUUUAAUGAUCAAAAUAUCCAUCAACGCAUUCAACUUGAUAAAGCACAAUUGACAAAGAUACCUCAGCACCUCACUAUCAAUGUCUCUCGCGAAUUGUUGAGUACCAGAUCAUUAGAGGAUUGGGAACGAACAAUGUAUAAUAUAUCCUUCGCAACCUGUUGGGCUUGGGAAUUUGGUAUCAAGGAAGUGUCUGUGUAUGAUGCAUCAGGUUAGUGACUUUAUUUGUCCAUGAAAGCUGAACGGGAAAGGACUGACAGUAUGUUUUGAAAAAGGUGUAAUGAAGUCAAUGGCGAUUGACUUGUACAAACAGCAAUCCGCAAUGUUACAUCAGUGGAUAAAUAGAUCUUCGCUUGAAGAGAAAAAACGACCUGGUACGGUAUUAUAUAAUUGUUAUUGCUAUAAAAGAAG